Molecule: messenger RNA, 2247 nt
Organism: Cottoperca gobio
Lineage: Eukaryota; Metazoa; Chordata; Actinopteri; Perciformes; Bovichtidae
Product: thrombospondin-type laminin G domain and EAR repeat-containing protein-like
Exons: 14
Coding region: 1-2247 (748 amino acids)
Biological process (GO): signal transduction
Source: RefSeq, a predicted model, not a curated record
AUGCAUGCAGUUUGUGCAUAUCGGGAGGGCAGGGAGGCCAAACACUGGCGUUUGGAAGAUAAAUGUUCUGGACCCACAGGGCCCCGUUCUUCAUACGCAGGCUUUUUUGUGAUGACAUCGCUCAUAUUUGUGCACUUCCUUCUCCUGGGGUUAAGAGUCAUUGACACCACUGCAGACACAUGGAGACGCUGCACAGAUUUGCUCCCUCUGGAUCUUUUGUCUUUUGUCCUCGAGAGAGACACCUCCAAACUCGCACCAGGGGUGCACAUGAAGCAGGCCGGAGGGGUGAGGGGUGUGCAUUUCUCAAACCCUCAUACCUCCAUGAGCUUUCCCUCCUCUCAGCUGCUGGUCAACUGCGACCUCUUCCCCGAACUAUUCUCCAUUGUUGUGACACUAAAGGUCACUAGCAGUGCGCUCAAGAGAAAUGAAUACAUCUUUUCCUUGAUGGAGCCAAAGAAAGUAGAGAAUAAAGGAGUGGGGGAGGAGGAAGAGGAGAACAAUAAAGGGGACAUUUUGGAAAGGAAUAAAGAGAGGGGUGUCAGUGGAGAGAGGCAAGUCAAGAGUAAUGUGCAGCGUGGACGGGUCAUCCUGGGACUGAGGUUCUCGAGAAAACGUCUGCACUUCCUUCUUAGAGGUCACGGAGGGGUCCUGGAUCACUGGGUGUUUCGAGGAGCACGACUAGCUGACAACCAGUGGCACACUCUGGUGUUGAGCAUUGGUAGUCAUCAUAUCAGGCUCAUCGUGGACUGCGGCUCACCUCUGGAAAUUGUUCCCUCCAGGCCUUUACCCUCAGACCUCAACAUUAAGGGAUCGAGAUUCCACAUAGGCAGUCGGGGGAGAUGGAAAGGCUUGUAUUCCGGUCUGUUGCGACAGCUGGUUUUGGUGCCAGGUUUGGACGCCACCCAUCACAUCUGCCCCUCUUCAGACCCCCAACUAGCAGUUCUGUCAGUACCACCACUUCUCUUAGACCUGCCUGUCACAGGGAGGGAGGCUGACGGCCAUGUGUCUUCCUAUGUAACGGAGGAGCGAGUGUCGGUGGGGUUGGAGCGUACGUGCUCAGAGCUGCUACAAGGCCAGAUGUGGUUCAAUCCGCUCAGCAAAGGCCUCUACCUCUGUGACGGUACAAUGUGGAUCACCGUGCUAGAAGAUCACAAACGACUGGACUAUGUGUCAGAACACCAGGUCCUCUCCACCAGCUCAGAGACACAUGAUGUAGAGGUGUUCCAGGUACAGGGCCUGGGUAUGAUGGCUGCUAUGGCCCAUAGGUCAGCCUCUGGCUCUGCUUUGUAUCUGUGGAGCGACGCAGGUUUCCAGCUUUAUCAGAAUAUCAGCACAUAUGAAGCGCUGGCAUGGAGACACUUCAGCAUGGGCAAGAAGCUAUAUCUGGUGGUGUCUAACUCUGGAGAAGGACCAGACAAGCGUAAAGAAUCAGAAACUGACUUUUCUGUGAUUUACAAGUGGAGCAAAAAAAGGAAACAAUUUGUGCGGUUCCAGACUCUGCGGACUCACUGUGCACGGGACUGGGAGGCCUUUAAAAUCAAUCGACAAACCUAUCUCGCUGUGGCCAAUCACAGACAAGGUGAUAAUAAUCACACUAUAGACAGUGUGAUAUACAAGUGGAACAGGUUAACAAAAGCUUUUGAGGUUUACCAGAUGCUGCCGACCUCGGGGGCCUACGACUGGGAGUUCUUCACAGUCGGACCGUACCAUUUCCUGGUGGUCGCAAAUGCCUUUGAUGGAGUGACGACUUCUGUAGACUCUGUCAUCUAUGUUUGGGUCAAUGGAAGCUUCCAGGUGUUUCAAACAAUUAAGACGUUCUGCGCCACAGACUGGGAAAUGUUUCAGAUCGGCAGUAGAGUCUUCUUAGUUGUUGCCAAUGGACACAGACUCCACGGUAAUGGACCGAGUCAAUAUGCCAUCAACUCCACCAUCUACGAACUGGACAUGAAUGGACAGCUGUUUGUCCGCUUCCAGGAUAUUGUCACCUACAGUGCAGUGGACUGGGAGUUCUUCAGCCUCGGGGAGGAAUAUUUUCUGGUUGUCGCUAACUCCUUUAACGGAGAAUCCUACUCUCUCAACAGCGUUCUCUACAGGUGGCAGGGAUAUGAAGGAUUUGUUCCUGUUCAUUGGCUCCCAACGAUUGGAUGCAGUGACUGGGAGUUUUUUAGUUCUAAAGGAGAAUCAUAUCUGAUCUAUUCUAGUGCCAAAGCACCUCUCUCCAAAGUGUUCAAGCUGAAAAUCUACUAG